GUUAUUAUUUUGAUGAGUUAAGUUCAGUUUGUUUGAAUUAUCGAGUGAUGUGUGGGAUGUUUAUAAACUGCACAGGGUUAUGAAUUUGUAGACUAUAGAGGUGAAAUUUUUUUAUCUGAAUGUUUUCUUAGUGACCUCAAAUGUGUGUUUGGAUCCUGGAUUAGUUGUGAUGAAAAUUUUAAAUAUUGUCGAUAUUUUGAGGGGCGUGACAGAGGUGGUAUCAGAGCAUGAUUUGAGAAUCACUAAGAAUAUAUUUUUUUUUUUUUAGGUUUAUUGACUAUCAUUUAGAGAUUGAUCAAAGAAAAUGUUCUUUUGAUGUUUUAGGAAGCAAGGAUGACGAGAUCAUCUGGGUCUCCUGUUGCAUCUACUGCUGAUCAAUUGAGUGGUAUCAUGCGGACUUUGGAGACUAUGGCACAAGUGAUGCAACAACAACAACAACCUGUCCUACAAGGAAGAAAUGAUGGAACAGGAACAUCAAACCAGACAGGGUUGGGAAUUGAACAGUUUAAGAAGCUUAGUCCUCCCAGUUUUAGUGGUGAGUCUGAUCCAAUGGUGGCAGAACGAUGGAUGAUGCAGAUAGAGAAAAUAUUUGAUGCCUUAAAUUACCCUGAUGAUCGAAAGGUUUUUCUUGCCACCUUUAUGCUGGAAGGAGAAGCUGAACACUGGUGGAGAAUGAUUAAGAGGAUGUCUGAAAUCAAACAUGAGCCAAUGACAUGGAAGUUAUUCCAAGAAAAGUUUAAUGAUAAAUAUUUUCCAGAUUGUAUGAUAGAGCAAAAUGAAUUGGAGUUCUUGAAUCUUAUCCAGGGAAGUAUGACGGUUACAAAGUAUGAAUCUAAAUUCACUGAGCUCUCCAGGUUUUCCAUACAUAUGACUGAUGAUGAAUCUAGGAAGGCAAGAAGGUUUGAAAGGGGAUUACGGCCAGCAAUAAGAAGCCGAAUGUCAGCUUUAAAACUACAAACAUAUGUAGAUACGGUAGAAAGAGCUUUGAAAAUUGAACGAGACAUGGAGGAAAUUCAAGAAAUCAUUGGCAAGAACAAAAAGGACAAAUUUACUAGCAAAAGCAGGAGAGAAAAUGAAUAUGAAGCUAGUAACAAGAGGUUUAAGACAUUUGGAUUUGAGAAAUGGAAACCAUUGCGGAGGACUCAGUCAUGUGCAAAAUUUGGAUUAAAUCAUGAAACAAGUCAGUGUUUUCGGGUGACUGGAGUCUGUUUUGCUUGUGGAAGGUUAGAUCAUCAAUUAAGAGAUUGCCCACUGAAAAGGAAGAAAGAGCCACUAUCUCCUAGACCCUCAGCCCAUGCUAGAGUGUACGCUAUCACUGAACAAGAUUCUAAGGCUUCUAAAUCAGUGGUGGAAGGAUAGCGUAUCGCUUGCUUAAAUGUUAAGAUUGGGCUGAGGCAAUGGAAAGUUAGAAGAUUUUGGGCAGAUCUGUGUUAGCAUAUAUGUAUUUGUUGUAUAAGCCACUCUGCAUCUAAUGAAAUGUUGACGAUGAAUCUAAACCUGUGGAUUUUGUGUAAGUUAAAGGAUCCCUCAUGUUUAGGAUUUUGGAAUGUUAAGUUAAAUUCAUGUAAUGAUACGAACUUAUGGUAAUCGAUGGUUUGGUGACUGCA
Messenger RNA from Musa acuminata AAA Group (dessert banana), 1607 nucleotides. RefSeq lists its product as uncharacterized. Bases 334 to 1359 code for a protein of 341 amino acids. The transcript is spliced from 2 exons. Lineage: Eukaryota; Viridiplantae; Streptophyta; Magnoliopsida; Zingiberales; Musaceae. The record is from RefSeq and is a predicted model, not a curated record. Gene Ontology annotation, molecular function: zinc ion binding; nucleic acid binding.